CCACGUCACUUACAUCUCACAACUCAGCAACCCACAUCCAAGUCAGUUCAAGUUCACACGUUUGCGUUCUUGGCGUUCUCGUGUCAUAACCUAAGUGAUCUGUCACUCGAAAUCCGAUAAUAAUCGAUGAAUGAGACGUUCACGCAGAUGACAAAUUAUCUGAAUAUUUUCUCAUAAAUAAGUUUAACAAAAUGCAUUGGACAUUGUGCGCAUUGAUAAUUGGAUCGUUCGGAUGCAAAUAUAUUCAUGCUCAAGCGCAAAGAGUCGCGCCGGGUGUACCGCCUCAGCAUUAUCAGCAGCCUGUUCACCACGUACCGCAACAACAUAUGCAACAAAUUCCACAACAGCAACAAUAUCAACAAGUACCCGUACAACAACAAGUACCUGUCCAGCAAAUGCCAGUGCAACAACAGGUCCCUGUCCAGCAAGUCCCGGUACAACAACAGGUCCCUGUCCAGCAAGUACCAAUGCAACAGGUGCCCAUGCAACAAGUACCAAUUCAACAGCAACCUCAGGUUCAACAAGGACAUGGACAUGUACAUGGUCAUGGACAAUCUCAAAUACUUAAUACUGCCAAUAUAGCUCAUGAAAAAGAACAUAUUGCAGAGCAUGCCGACGUUCCACUAGAUACCAACAAGAUGACAGAGCAGGAGUUGCAGUUUCACUAUUUUAAAAUGCAUGAUGCAGAUAAUAAUAAUAAAUUAGAUGGUUGCGAACUCAUCAAAUCUCUUAUACAUUGGCAUGAACAAGAUAGUGUGGAAGGUACGCAACGUAACAAGUUGUUCAACGAUGAGGAAUUGGUACAAUUGAUAGAUCCAAUACUUAGCAUGGAUGAUUCUAACAACGAUGGCUACAUUGACUAUCCUGAAUUUAUACAAGCCCAACAGAACGCUGCAGCAGUUAACGUGCGUCCAUAAUAGUGAAUCUCUCAUAACUUGGUAUAAACUUUCAUUAAAAAUAAAAUGUAUAAAAGUUGUCUAUGGAGAAAAUCUUUAUUAUUAUUAUGGAUGUUUCUUCAAUAAUACAAUAUUGACAUUGUGUUGUUUAUACAAUAAGCCGAGAUUUAUUAUUUGUGAGAUUUAUUUUUCAUUAAUUUAAUCAGUAUAUAUGGAAUAUAAGGGAAGAGAAAAGCAUAAUAUCGUAAGAUAUUGUAUAAUUAAAAGAUAAUUUAGAGAUAUGUGGAACUCUUCCUUUUGAUUACUUUUUUAAUGUUUCAUAAGAGAUUAAUUUGAUAAAAAAUGAAAAUGUCUAUGACAUAUUUGUUUGUAAGAUAGUUUUGUAAUGUGUUCUAAUGUUAUUAAAUUGGAUUUAAGAUAUA
Messenger RNA from Formica exsecta, 1318 nucleotides. Its product is annotated as multiple coagulation factor deficiency protein 2-like. Bases 192 to 917 code for a protein of 241 amino acids. The transcript has 6 exons. NCBI's taxonomy places the organism in Eukaryota, Metazoa, Arthropoda, Insecta, Hymenoptera, Formicidae. The record is from RefSeq and is a predicted model, not a curated record. Gene Ontology annotation, molecular function: calcium ion binding.